CAAAAUUGACCUAGAUUUUCAAUAAUGUUUUUGAAACAUACUAAGACGUUUUAUGGUGAUCUUUUCACAGAGUAAUGUGCAUACAUAUACGAUUGUUUAUUCAUUUCAUUGAUAAUUUUAAGUGACCACCUAAAAUUAUCAGAAAGGGGUUGAUUUAGGCGAAGUUUACAGUUAAUGCGCACUUCAGGUGCGCAGAUUACCACACGUGUUGGAAAAUGGCGACUAUGGGGCCUGUUGCUUUUGCACCGAAUGGGGAAUAUUUAGCGUAUUCUAGCCCUGACGGUACUCUCAAAAUAUGGGACACAGCCACGGGUCUGCCCAAACAUGAGUAUACACCAAGUUCUCAUCUGUCUUCGACCUGUACGUGUCUGGCUUGGGGUCCAGUUCGCCGUUCAUCGCCGGAAACUCCAAGGAAGAAAAAGAGGAGAUCAAAGCAGUCAGAUCUGGUGGAAAGUGUGGAUCUGGUAGCAUUGGGGACAGCAUCUGGUUCUAUUCUUCUUUACAGUAUGGUCACAGGAGAUCUACAGACACAGCUGGAUGGUGGUCAUAGUGACACAGUGCAUGGUAUCUGCUGGCACAGUGAAGAAAGUACACUUUACAGUUGCUCAAGUGAUCAACACAUAGUAGAGUGGAAUUUGUCGAAAGGAAAAGUAAAACACAAAUGGAAAGCUGACACAAGCAGUGUGUAUUCUAUCUGUCUUUGUCCUGGAGAAAGUGCUUUGUUAUCAGCAGGGAGAUCCAUCAAGUUGUGGGACCUUCUCACAAGACAAGUUUUAAAAACAUUUACAGGUCAUGCCACAGAAGUGAUAAGGUUGUUGUGUGUCCCACAAUCCUUAGAGCAAAAUGGUGCUGCUGGAGAUGUGCUAGAAUCAGUAUACAACACAUACUUCUUGUCAGCAGCUUUAAAUGAUAGGUUAAUAAAUGCAUGGCAAAUACAAAAAUCCUCAAAGGAUAAAAAUUCUUUAGCAGUCUUCUCUUUACCAGAUGAACCUGUUGCAAUGGAUAUUUCUAAAAUGUCAAGUAGAGAAGAUCCUCUUUUACUAGGUGUUGUGACAAAGAAUGGUCAAUUUGUGAUAUAUGAACAUGUUUUAAAUGGAAAAUGUAAAAAGCCACUCCAGCCAAAAUUGUCGGUCCAGGUGGCCACAUCAUGUAGUGAGGUUGAGGUGCCAAGACCCAUCCCACUCCUAGCGGCCCAGUUCACCAACACGAGGGAACAGCAGAUCUUAAUAUGUCAUGGGAACUUUCUGAAGCCAACUUUUGAAAAAAUACCGUACAGGUCGGAGGACUCUGACAUCUGUUUAAUAAGAGAGGACCCCUCCAAACUGGCGCUGAGGCAAGAUACAGGGGUGUCCAAAAUCAAAACACCAGGUACUUCUGAAGAUGUCACGGUGCUUUCCCCGGGGGUCAUGGCUCCUGCAGCUCCAACAUUGAGUUCUGAGGCCGGGAAGAGGAAAAACAAGAGGAAGUCUUCUGUAAAUGAGAUGUCCAUGGAGGAUCGCCUGAAUGCAAUAAGUAUAGAGAAGAGCACAGAGCAGAAGAGUGUCAGUCAUCCACCCAAAGCAGACACACUAGCCACACUGCUGGCACAGGGCCUCCAGAGCAAGGAUAAGAAAAUCUUAAAUAAUGUACUUCAACACACAAAUGAUGACAUUAUAAGGAACACAGUGCGACGACUCCCAGUCCCAGUCAUAAUUCCACUUGUGCAGGAGCUGUCGCGGAGAAUGCAUGGCCAUUCUCAAAGUGGGCAUAGAUUGGUCAAGUGGAUCAAGACAGUUCUGACAAUGCACACAUCAUAUCUAAUGACAUUUCCAGAACUGGUGGACACAUUAAGCACGCUCUAUCAGAUGAUGGACGCCAGGGUUGCUAUGCUGGGCAGGUUGUCAAGGUUACAAGGAAAAUUAGACCUGAUGCUUUCGCAGAUCACGUCUCAGACACCAGAUGAGGAGGAGGCCACAGUUGCACAGACGGCAAUGUUGGUUUACCAAGAUGAAUCCUCCGAUGAAGAGGAAUUGAUGGAGAAUAUAGUGCCAAGCCACUCAGACUCGGAGGACUGGGAAGAGUUGGAGUUGGAUGAGGAGUUGGAGUUGGAUGCAAAUGAGAGGGAAGAUGAAGAUGAGGACAUGGACAGCAGUAGUCACCAUAGCGACAGUCCAGAUGAGGAUGGAGGGACAGAAUAGCCCAAGUUUUUAUUUGAAGCUUGGUGACAUCAGUUGCCAGUUAUCAGAAAAGGGUGCGAUUUUUUUUUUUACGACAGCACGACUUCGUUCUGUUAUCAAACGGCAGAUGUGCAUGAUGCCAAGUUUGAUCACACACAAGUUUAAAGGGAGGGAUAUGAACGAGAUAUUUUUCACUUCAUCACUGGACCAAUAUAUUCCAUCAAGAAAAAUGACAGCAUAAGGAUGACAAUUAAUUCUCUCAUUGAAGUAUGGGGAAGACUUGUUUUUGUCUAACAUGAGGCAAAAAUUCAAUUUUUUUUAGUUAUUUGUGUAACAUUGAGGGGAAUAUCCCCAAUCUUGCUUUUUUGUCAAUAUGCAAUUUAUUGAAAAAGGAAGAGGUGGGGUAACAUUGCUGCUGGACAGGAAAUAAUGAAGUAGUGAAAUUUAAAUUUUAAUGCAGUGCAAUUAGCUGAUAAAAAGUCUGAACAUUGUCUGGGAUAUGAAUUUCAGUUUGUAAUUAUGUAAUUACUGAAGGGCAUUUGUAGAUGGAAUGAAAAUACAAAACCAUCAUAAAUGCGACUCCAUUAUCAAUUUGAAAGAAGAAUUCUUGGUUUGUAAAAGUGUCUUUACAUGUGAAGUUGGUGUCUCGGCUGUUAUAAAUGUGAAAAGUUAUUUUCUACAUUUAUCAUGCUGGGAUUUAUAUACUUUAUCAAAGAAAAGCAUGAAAAUAUAGAAUAAAACUAAAAAAUACUAUAAGUGGACUUGUCUUGCAUUAUACUAACCUGUUUUUAGUAAGAGAAAUUAACUGUGAUCAAACAUUCAAUUUUUAUGCAGAUC
Lingula anatina is the source of this 2993-nucleotide messenger RNA. Its product is annotated as WD repeat-containing protein 43-like. Lineage: Eukaryota; Metazoa; Brachiopoda; Lingulata; Lingulida; Lingulidae. Gene Ontology annotation, molecular function: protein binding. Gene Ontology annotation, biological process: maturation of SSU-rRNA from tricistronic rRNA transcript (SSU-rRNA, 5.8S rRNA, LSU-rRNA). The record is from RefSeq and is a predicted model, not a curated record. Gene Ontology annotation, cellular component: nucleolus.